Molecule: messenger RNA, 1161 nt
Organism: Tinamus guttatus (white-throated tinamou)
Lineage: Eukaryota; Metazoa; Chordata; Aves; Tinamiformes; Tinamidae
Source: RefSeq, a predicted model, not a curated record
AUGAGCAGUAUGGACAGAGAAGACUUCUUCCCUGGGAGAUUCAAAAUCUCCUCACAGACCCAAGAAUACAUCUUGGAUGCACUCGACACGCUGCAUACGAUGAAAAGGAGGGAACUUGUGUUCCUGAGCAUCUUUGCAGGUAUAGUAGAAUGGCACAUCCUGAGCCCGAAGUACAGUCAAUCACUGUCUCUUGGACGAGGUGGGCUGCGAGGCGGCGGCGUGGCCUGGCUGCUGGCUGCGGGCACCAGAGGGGCUUGCACAAACUGCAGCAGCGCUCGGGGAUGCAGCAGAGCAUCAGCUCGUCCUUGGCACGUGGCAGUCUGCUCCCAGGAGUACCCGGAGAAGCUGGCGAGUAGGAAGAAGCGCCGGAAAGAGCGAGAGGCCCUCGGGGACCAGGCGCCUCCAAAACCUGUGCCAAAGACGAUUGAAAAUCAGAGAGUAUAUGAUGAAACAACUGUAGAUCCCAAUGACGAAGAGGUUGCUUUUGAUGAAUCAACUGAUGAAUUUGCACCAUAUUUCAACAGACAAACGAUUCCCAAGAUUCUUAUAACAACAUCAGAUAGACCUCGUGGGAGAACAGUGAGAUUCUGUGAACAACUGUCUACUGUUAUACCUAACUCGCAUGUCUACUACCGAAGAGGAUUGGCUUUGAAAAGAAUUAUUCCACAGUGUAUUGCAAGAGACUUCACAGAUUUAAUCGUCAUUAAUGAAGAUCGCAAAAUACCAAAUGGUCUUGUUUUAAGUCACUUGCCUGAUGGCCCAACUGCUCACUUCAGAAUGAGCAGUGUCCGUUUGCGUAAGGAGAUAAAGCGAAAAGGUAAAGAGCCCACAGAACAUGUCCCUGAAGUAAUCCUGAAUAAUUUUACAACACGCCUUGGCCAUUCUAUUGGUCGCAUGUUUGCUUCUCUCUUCCCACACGAUCCUCAGUUCAUUGGAAGACAAGUAGCCACGUUUCACAAUCAGCGAGACUACAUCUUUUUCAGAUUCCACAGGUAUAUCUUCAAGAGUGAAAAGAAAGUGGGGAUUCAAGAACUUGGGCCACGUUUUACCUUAAAGCUGAGGUCCCUUCAGAAAGGCACCUUUGAUUCUAAAUUUGGAGAAUAUGAAUGGAUUCAUAAGCGCAGAGAAAUGGACACAAGCAGAAGAAAAUUUCACUUGUAA